AUGGCCUUAGAAACCAAGAACGGUUCUCCGGCUGCGACAACCGAUAUUCAGAUUAUCACGAAAGACGGCCAAGAGUUUACGGAGGUCAAGGAGGGGCUAGCUCGUAUCUUGGUCCCCUUUUCCGCGAAAGAUAUCGCAGAUAAGAAGUCGAAUGUCGAGGAACAGCAAAAGGUCUUCUACAAUCCUAUUCAGCAGUUCAAUCGCGACUUGACGGUUCUCGCAAUUAAAGCGUAUGCCGAGGAUGCAUUUGCUAAGAGGCGGGCUGGAAAUGCGGAAAAAGCAGCUAAGAGGAAACGUGAGAAGACAGACACUGCUGGUCGCAACUCGAAGAAGGAAAAAGUAACCGAGAAUGUAGACGGCGUUACGUCUACACCUGACGAUGUGACCAAGAACGAAGCUCGGCCGAACGACGCAGAUAUAAUCCUUCCAGACGCGCCAAAUGGUCAAGAUAUAGGAUCACAAGAGAAAGAUUCAGAAAACAUACACGGAAAUAGCGACAACGUACCUUCGGGUGAUGUGUCUAAUGCCGACCUACCGGCCGAAAACUCACAGCCAAAUAAGGAUCAAGAGACGAAAUCCACAGAAGCAAGAAAUACCCAACCUACACCUAAAUUUACUAUACUCGAUGCUCUAUCGGCUACAGGACUUCGAGCUCUACGAUAUGCUCAAGAGUUACCAUUUGUUACAUCAGUUACAGCAAAUGAUCUUAGUUCCUCGGCUGUUAAGGCUAUCAAGCAAAAUGCGGAGCAUAACGGUGUCGAAUCCAAAGUAAACGCGACAUCGGGCGACGCCCGUGCACAUAUGUACUCCUUGCUUACUUACGAAGUCGCAGAAGAAAAGGGGAAAAAUAAGAAGGGCGGUAAUAAACCAAACAAACCAAACAACAAAUACAACGUGAUCGAUUUGGAUCCAUAUGGAACCGCUGCUACUUUUUUCGAUGCGGCACUUAACGCCGUACGAGAUGACGGGGGGUUGUUAUGUGUUACAUGCACAGAUUCAAGCGUCUUUGCGUCACAUGGAUAUCCCGAGAAAACGUUUGCUCUUUACGGCGGCAUCCCAGCGAAAGGAUGGCAUUCUCACGAAGUAGGGCUGCGCCUCAUACUACACGGCCUUGCUUCAACAGCAGCGAGGUAUGGGCUGGCUAUCGAGCCCCUACUGAGUCUAUCGAUUGAUUAUUACAUCCGGAUCUUCGUUAAGGUUAGGAAGUCACCGGCAGAGGUCAAGUUCCUUGCGGGGAAGACUAUGAUUGUGUAUAGCUGCGACCAAGGGUGUGGAGCCUGGGAAACGCAAUUCCUAGCACGCAACAGAAAGGCACCUAAUGCGUCUGGGAAAGGCGUCUUCUAUAAGCAUGGACUCGCUAUGGCGCCGACCACUGACCGGCUUUGUCAAGAAUGUAGUUCAAAGAUGCAUCUCAGCGGCCCAAUGUACGGUGGACCGUUGCAUUCUCCAGACUUCAUCAAGAAAAUCUUGGAUGACCUUCCUAGCGCCUCCGACGAGAUAUACGGCACGAAGCCGCGAAUAGAAGGAAUGUUACAGACAGCACUAGAAGAGUUCCUUACACCUCCAGAAGAAAGGAUGGAGAGUCACAGGGAGGACGAAUUCGCUGCGAUCGAACACUAUCCGUUCUACUUCCACCCAGCGAAGCUAGCAGGUACUCUGCAUUGUAUGUCUCCCGAUGAAGAUAGUUUUAGGGGCGCUUUACGGUCUUUAGGCUAUGAAGUUACUCGUAGUCAUUGCAAGGGCGGUAGUAUAAAGACGAAUGCGCCAUGGUCAGUCAUUUGGCAUAUCAUGCGAGAAUGGGUCCGCGAAAAAGCUCCCGUACGUGUUGAUAGAAUUAAGGAGAACACUCCAGCGUAUACCUUACUCCGGUUAGGCAAGACAGACGAGACUCCGAAGGAAGAUCCUGCAAAGGAUGCAGAGCGCGAAGCGAUCGAUAACUUAAAGCCGCUCCUAGAUGAGUUUUUAAUUGAGGGUCUUCCGGAUUACUUGAAAAGUAGUCCGUCGCGGCGCAUCCAUGCUGUGGUGUCGACUGGCUCCGGGACGGGUCUUGCGCUGAAAUUUUACAACGAAAUUGUUGCGCGGCUUUUACCGGGGCGCGAGGUUUAUCCUUCAGAUCCGACGAUGAACUCGAUAGAAGUAAUGAAGCCGAAUCCGCACAAUCUUGUUGUUACGCAGAGCGCUAAUAGCGUACGUGAGUUUGCGCGAGAGAUUAGUCGUGAGGGUGAAGAUGGGGUGCAGCAUACAGUGGUGCUGCUUAGUGGUGAUGGGGGUGUCAUCGAGAUGCUUAAUGGUCAAGUGUCGGUAGAGGGGCACAACUCGGAAGAGCAUCUACCGUUAGUUUCGAUACUCCCAUUAGGUACAGGGAAUGCGCUUUUCCACUCUCUUCACAAGUCAGCGGGCGCGGCAUCAAGAUUUCCAGCGCCGUCUAGUCUAGUCCAAGGCUUGCGCACUUUGUUCAACGGCCGAGCUGCCGCGCUACCUUCUUUCAAGGUUGAAUUCUCUCCCGGCGCUCGCAUCAUAACCUAUAAGAGCCCAGAAUCCGGCUCCGAUUCCGUAGAAGGAGUUGGAAGCCACGCGGACGCCGUGUCUCAUCUCUACGGUGCCAUCGUUGCUAGCUAUGGCUUCCACAGUCAGUUGGUCUGGGAGAGCGACACGCCAGAGUACCGAAAGCACGGUGCUAAGCGCUUUGGCAUGGUUGCACAGCAGUUGCUUAAGGAGAGCCACGCGUAUAAUGCAAUCGUUGAAAUCUCCGGAAAAGAUGAAUCCAACGUACGGAAGCUAGACCGGGACCGGCACGCAUAUAUCCUAGCCACGAUGGUAUCCAAUCUAGAGAAAACUUUCACCAUAUCUCCAGCCAGCAAGCCACUAGAUGGGAAAUUAAGGCUUGUUCAUUUCGGUGCUGUUAGUGGAGAGAAGACCAUGGAGAUCAUGACGCAAGCGUAUAACGAUGGAAAGCAUAUUGGUAUGAAGUGGACUACGGAGGAUGGUAAGGAAGAAGGAGUUGGGUAUGAUGAGCCUAGUGUGGUUAAGAUUACUACUUUAGAAGAAGACGCUAGAUGGCGCAAGGUCUGUAUUGAUGGUACUAUUGUAGAAUUACCUCAGGGUGGUUCUAUGACUGUCAGGACUGAAGAUAGACCUCACUUGCGGGUUGUGGUAGACAAGUCACUAGUCUGA
Molecule: messenger RNA, 3174 nt
Organism: Daldinia childiae
Lineage: Eukaryota; Fungi; Ascomycota; Sordariomycetes; Xylariales; Hypoxylaceae
Product: tRNA (guanine(26)-N(2))-dimethyltransferase, mitochondrial
Exons: 2
Coding region: 1-3174 (1057 amino acids)
Biological process (GO): tRNA N2-guanine methylation
Cellular component (GO): nucleus
Molecular function (GO): kinase activity; RNA binding
Source: RefSeq, a predicted model, not a curated record